Messenger RNA from Strongylus vulgaris, 1515 nucleotides. The record is from the annotation of a GenBank genome assembly. NCBI's taxonomy places the organism in Eukaryota, Metazoa, Nematoda, Chromadorea, Rhabditida, Strongylidae.
AUGGUUAGGGAAGAUAGAACCACCUGGAAGGCUAACUAUUUCUUGAAGCUGGUCGAGCUGUUUGAUGAAUAUCCAAAAUGCUUCCUCGUAGGAGUUGACAACGUUGGUUCGAAGCAGAUGCAAGAAAUCCGACAGGCCAUGAGAGGUCAUGCGGUCAUCCUUAUGGGAAAGAACACUAUGAUUCGUAAGGCGAUUCGUGGGCAUCUGUCGAAGAAUCCUGCUCUCGAGAAGCUGCUACCUUACAUCAACGUCGGUUUUGUUUUCACUAAGGAAGACCUGGGAGAAAUUCGCGCCAAGUUGCUAGAGAACAGAAGAGGUGCUCCUGCUAAGGCUGGUGCGAUUGCUCCUUGCGAUGUGAAGCUGCCUCCCCAGAACACUGGUAUGGGACCCGAGAAGACUUCGUUCUUCCAGGCUCUACAGAUCCCCACCAAGAUUGCCAGGGGUACCAUCGAGAUUUUGAAUGAGGUGCAUUUGAUCAAAGAAGGCGAGAAGGUCGGAGCUUCUGAAGCCGCUUUGCUUAACAUGCUUGGCGUGACACCAUUCUCGUACGGUCUCGUUGUACUGCAAGUGUACGAUAACGGUACCAUCUACUCGCCGGAGGUACUUGACAUGACCACCGAUGAAUUGCGCAUGCGUUUCCUGGCUGGAGUCCGCAAUGUUGCAGCUGUCUCACUUGCCAUCAAGUACCCGACAAUGGUGUCCGUCGCUCAUUCUUUGGCCAGAGGAAUGCAGAACAUGCUUGGCAUUGCGGCAGCCACCGACGUCACUUUCAAAGAGGCCGAACAGCUCAAGGAGUACCUGGCUGAUCCAAGCAAGUUCGUCGCUGCUGCCGCACCCGCUGCCAGCUCUGCUGCUCCAGCCGCUGCUGCUGCUGAAACGAAGAAGGAGGAGGUCAAAGAGGAGUCGGAGGACGAAGACCUUGGCUUUGGAUUGAAAAGGUUUAGACCAGAUCUACUUUCUAAAACGGCCAUGCUGAUUUUCAAGGACGUAUUCACUGAUGAUGAGCUGUCUUCUGACUCAUUUCCCAUGAAACUUGUGGAUGACUUGAUCUACGAGUUCAAGGGAAGGCAUGUUAUCCGCAAGGAGGGAGAGAUUAUGCUUCCUGGGGCUAAUCCAUCGGCUGAAGGAGAAGAAGGUGAAGAAGGAUCAGAAGAGCAUGUAGAGCGAGGCAUUGAUAUCGUUUUAAAUCACAAACUUGUUGAGAUGAAUUGCUACGAAGAUCCAGCCACGUUCAAAUCAUACGUCAAGUCUUUUAUGAAGAAAGUUGUUGAGUACAUGGAGAAGAACGGCAAGUCAAAGGAUGAGGUAGACACCUUUAAAAAGAAGAUCCAAGUUUGGGUGAUGUCUCUGCUUGAUAAGAAGCGUUGGAAGUCGCUCCAGUUCUUCAUUGGUGAGCGCAUGGCUGAGGGAGCCGGUGACGGUCAAGUAGCCAUCAUCGAAUACCGUGAUGUCGAUGGCGAGGAGGUACCGACCCUCAUGCUGAUUAAGGAGGCAAUCACUUCCGAAAAGAUCUAA